Molecule: messenger RNA, 333 nt
Organism: Prosopis cineraria
Lineage: Eukaryota; Viridiplantae; Streptophyta; Magnoliopsida; Fabales; Fabaceae
Exons: 2
Coding region: 1-333 (110 amino acids)
Source: RefSeq, a predicted model, not a curated record
AUGGUGUCAACAGAAGGGAUUACCGUGGAUCCACACAAGGUAGAUGAUAUGUUGACAUGGGAACCACCUACCUCAGUGACAGAGACAGAUAAGUGUGAGUUGGCAUUUCAAGGGCUAAAGAGGAAACUGACGUCUGCUCCAGUACUGGUUAUUCUUAAUCCUCAAUUACCAUAUGUGGUUUAUACGAAUGCAUCAUUGAAAGGUUUAGGGUGUGUUUUAAUGCAAGAUGAGCGAGUUGCUGCUUAUGCCUUAAGACAACUACGACCGCAUAAGGAGAAUUACUCGACUCAUGAUCUAGAGUUAACAGCAGUGGUUUUUGCCUUGAAAAUUUGA